Messenger RNA from Etheostoma spectabile (orangethroat darter), 3530 nucleotides. RefSeq names its product HHIP-like 2 (gene hhipl2). The transcript has 9 exons. The record is from RefSeq and is a predicted model, not a curated record. NCBI's taxonomy places the organism in Eukaryota, Metazoa, Chordata, Actinopteri, Perciformes, Percidae. Bases 84 to 2624 code for a protein of 846 amino acids.
GAGACGCGGAGGGCAAAUGAGGCAGCAGGGACUGGCUGCUGCGACGCACGGCCAUUUACAUACCUUUGCGCAACGCGUAACACAUGCAUUCACGUGCACGCGCGGGGGGCACUUUUACACUCCGGCUCACUCAUAAAGGAGAGCAAACAGUUGAACCCUUUCGAGAGCGUACGGCAAAUAUAACAAGUAUGCGGGAUGCUGCGCUCCAUCCAAGAGGAGGCCGUUGCGCGGUUUUACGCGCGGUGGCACGUCCGAGCCCAUCCAAAAAGACGCCGAGCCUUCUUGAGUUUAUCUUGCUCAUGUCAGCGAUGUUGCUCGUGCCGGUCCAGCCAGCAUCAGCUCAUCCUCAGUGCCUGGACUUCGAGCCACCUUUCAAACCUUCAUGGCACCUGGAAUUUUGCACUCAGUACGAGCAGUUUGGCUGCUGCGAUCAGAAAACGGACAACACGAUCGCGGAGAGAUACUGGGACAUUAUUGACCAGUUGGAAGCGGCGGGCCAUGAGCUCUGUGCAGACAUGUUAAAGGAAAUCAUGUGCCAGGAGUGCUCUCCAUAUGCCGCCCACCUCUAUGAUGCUGAGGACCCGUACACACCCGUCAGAGAGCUACCUGGCCUUUGCUCCGGCUACUGCUCAGAGUUUCAUGGCAAAUGUCGCCAUGUGGUGAAAUAUUUAACUGGGAACCAGCUGCUGUGGGACACGCCUGGGCGUGAUGUGUCCACAUUCUGCAGCAUGGUUGACUUGUCCGACCAGGACUACUGUUACCCCAACGUUUUGAAGAGCCCUGACCUGAACAGCAACCUGGGGCAGGUGGCGGAGGACCCCCGCGGGUGUCUCCAGGUGUGCCUCACAGAGGUGGCCAACAACCUCAGGAACCCCGUGUUGAUGCUUCACAGCGGCGACGGCACGCAUCGCAUGUUCGUCGCCGAGCAGGUGGGCUUUGUGUGGGUUUACCUGCGCGACGGCAGCCGGCUGGAGCAGCCCUUCCUGGACAUGAGCGGGGAGGUGAUGACCACGCCCUGGCUGGGGGAUGAGAGGGGCUUCCUGGGCAUGGCCUUCCACCCAAAGUACCGGAACAAUGGACGCUUCUUCAUCUACUACUCCAUCCAGGUCCACAGUGAGCUGGAGAAAGUUAGAGUCAGUGAGAUGAAGGUGUCUGCCCACGAUAUGAACGUGGCGGAUCUUUACUCAGAGAGGGUUAUUCUAGAGAUUGAUGAACCAGCCGCAAACCACAAUGGAGGCCAGCUGCUGUUUGGUCUCGAUGGAUAUCUGUACAUCUUCACUGGAGAUGGUGGAAAAGCUGGAGAUCCAUUUGGGAAGUAUGGCAACGCACAAAACAAGAGUGCCCUGUUGGGAAAAGUUCUCCGCAUUGAUGUCGAUGUGAGUGACUCCAGAGGGAAGCAGUACAGGAUCCCCUCUGAUAACCCAUUCCUCCAUGAACGAGACGCCCGGCCAGAGGUGUAUGCAUAUGGGGUCAGAAACAUGUGGCGAUGCUCCGUGGACCGCGGGGACCCGGUCAGCCGAUACGGCAGGGGCAGGAUAUUCUGUGGAGACGUGGGCCAGAACCGCUAUGAGGAAAUUGACAUUAUUGUGAAAGGAGGAAACUACGGAUGGAGAGCCAAAGAGGGCUUUGAGUGCUAUGAUGUGAAAAUGUGCCACAACUCCACCUUGAAUGACAUCCUCCCCGUAUUUGCAUACAGCCAUCAUGUUGGGAAGUCUGUGACAGGGGGAUAUGUGUACAGAGGAUGUGAAUCACCCAAUCUGAACGGCCUGUACAUAUUUGGAGACUUUAUGAGUGGGCGAAUCCUGGCGUUAGAGGAAGAUAAGACCACAGAAAGCUGGAGGGAGAGGAGUGUGUGCAUGGGGGAAACCAAGACCUGCUCAUUUCCUGGACUCAUCAACCACCACCACAAGUUCAUCAUCUCGUUUGCUGAAGAUGAAGCAGGGGAACUAUAUUUUUUAGCCACUGCGUACCCCAGUACCAUGUCUCCUUUUGGAACGAUUUUCAAAUUCAUGGACCCCUCCAGGAGAGCUCCUCCAGGGAAAUGUAAGCAGAAGCCGCUGUCUGUGAAAGUGAGGGGGAAAAAGAUUCCUUUUGUGCCCAGGGAACGGACCGUGCUGGACACAAAUGAAAAACCUACGAGACCUCCACCAAGAAAAUUCAAACUCACCACCAAACCGACGACGACGAGGAGCCGUCUCAAACCCACGACGACCACGACGACCAGCGCUGCCGUGAAGCCCAGCUGGAAAUCACUUGAUAAGAAAGCGAAGAAGACGAAGAAGUUGCAACCAUGGAAGAAAACCAAAAUGCCGAAAAAGCAGCCAGCUAAUGCACAGACAAAGAAGAACCCUUUGAGACAGAAAUCCAAGGCCCAAUCAAAAAAGACACCUGAAGUAAAGCCAAAGACCAAUCCCACUUCCACAGCUGAUUUCCAAAGUAACGCUCUAAAGAAACCCAACAGCCUGAAAGACAACACAAUCCACGCAAGGAAAGCUGUGCAGAAGCCCAUCCAACACAAGAAAAACAGCAUAAAGAUGAAAGGAUCUGCAAAGCAAUAUCACGCCUUCAUGAACAAAACUCAGACAAACGUGAACGUGAAGAGGAACAGAACAAUGCCAAACUAACUUCAGGUAAAAAGAAAGCAAGUAAAAAAUGCCAAAGUAUUAUGUAUAUGUUCUGCCUGAGUCAUUAUUUUGUAUGUCUUUGUUUUCAAUACAGUUUUAACAGUUAACUUUCAGUGUUAACUGCCAUGUUUUAAAGAAAUAGUUUGACAUUUUUGGGAAAUGUGCUUAUUGGCUUUCCUGCCAUGAGUUAGAUUAGAGCAGGGAUCUUCAACGGGGGCCCGGGGCCCGUAGGGGGUCCUCAGAGUCAAUGCAUGGGGGGCCUCCGAAUCAUUGUUCAUUUUUGAAAGAAUUUUCAAAAAUUUAAAAGAAAGUCAUAACAUGAUUCCAACAUAUUAUUAGCAAAUAUAAUUCCCCUCUGAUGAUCGGCUUACUGGCCAUCCACACAUAGUUAAUUAAUGAAUCCACUGUGCCAACAAUUAUUAUUUUAAUAGCUUAGUAUUCUAUGCAAAAAGGCUAUAAAUGAAAGUUUUAGGCAGCCCUACAUGUUAUUGUAGGCCCAGUUUAAGACGCCACUUUAUUUUAGACAGUAUGUGUAGUAGGGGGUCCCUGCGCUGUCUCUCUUUCAGUGAAGGGGUCCUUGGCUUAAAAAACGUUGAAGACCCCUGGACAAGAUGAUUGAUUUCCCUCUCCUUGAGGACAUUUGUAUCAAUCUUUCAGCAAGAUCGUGAAUCCACGCAUUUCCUAAAAUGUUGCAGUAUUCCUUUAAAGUACAAAGCACAACUGUUGCAUACAAUUAUGCAUGUAACGACACUGCUUCCUUUUUAUUUUUGACUGCUGUAAAAUCAGCGUCUGUAUGUAAACCACAUCAAAUUAGUUAGAAGUGGGGGAAAAAGCAGAAAACUGAAAAUAAAACAACCAUCUUUGAACUAUACCAUAGCCCGGUGUUGUUAAAAUGCUCUAAUUUUA